Molecule: messenger RNA, 819 nt
Organism: Prunus armeniaca (apricot)
Lineage: Eukaryota; Viridiplantae; Streptophyta; Magnoliopsida; Rosales; Rosaceae
Source: the annotation of a GenBank genome assembly
AUGGCUCUUGUUCUUCAACCUUCAUUGUCCAUGGUUACUCUUGUAACCUUGUUUUCUAUUCUACUAAACCUAAACCCUAGCUCAUGCUUCAACCCAAAACUCUUCAGUGUGUCAAGGGUUCAGUCUGACUCUGACUGGGCGGCAGCCGGUGCAACUUGGUAUGGAAACCCCGACGGUGCCGGGACUGAUGGGGGUGCUUGUGGUUAUGGCAAUGCUGUAGAAAACUCUCCAUUCUCUAAAAUGGUGUCUGCUGGAGGCCCUUCUUUAUUCAAAUCAGGCAAAGGAUGUGGAGCUUGUUAUCAGGUGAAGUGCACGACGAAUGCUGCAUGCUCUGGGAACCCGGCGACUGUCGUUAUAACCGAUGAGUGCCCUGGAUGUACUUCAGAGUCGGUUCACUUUGAUUUGAGCGGCACUGCGUUUGGAGACAUGGCAGUUUCCGGCCAGGAGGGACAACUACGGAAUGCUGGAGUCCUGCAGAUUCAAUAUAAAAGAGUGGACUGCAACUAUCCUGGAGUGACCCUCGUCUUUCAUGUCGACUCGGGUUCAAACCCUAACUAUUUUGCUACCCUAAUCGAGUAUGAAGAUGGAGCAGGUGACCUAACCGAAGUUCAUCUCAAGCAAAGUGGUGGAGACUCGGACUCAUGGCUUCUCAUGCAGGAAUCUUGGGGUGCUGUUUGGAAACUUGACUCAGGCUCAGCAUUGCAAGCCCCAUUCUCUAUUAGGCUCACUGCAAGCAACGGCCAAGCCCUUGUUGCAAACAAUGUCAUUCCGGUUGGUUGGCAUGCCGGCCAGACUUAUCGAUCCCUUGUCAACUUUUAA